AUGUUGAAUGAUCAUCUGGAGCAGUUUCAUCUGGAAUCCUCGGAUGCUUUCUCAGCAAUGGAGUCUCGACCAAACAUCGUCUUCAUCAUGGCAGAUGAUCAUGCCUCGAAGUCGAUCAGUUGCUACGGUGCUGGAAUUAAUCACACUCCAAAUAUCGAUCGCCUGGCCAAGGAAGGAAUGAAAUUUAACCAUUGUUAUGUGACCAACUCUAUUUGCACCCCUUCAAGAGCUGCCAUUCUUACCGGUACACACAAUCACGUCAAUGGAGUCAUGACGCUGGAUAGUAAGAUUAACAAGCACAUUCCCAACGUCGCCAAACAUUUACGAACAGGAGGCUACCAAACAGCCAUGAUUGGCAAGUGGCACAUGGGUGAUGGAGAAGCCCACGAACCGACCGGAUUUGAUUAUCGGUCUGUCGUCCCUGGCCAAGGCGAAUAUCAUGACCCCGAAUUCAUAGAGCCCUCGGGCAUCAAAACUGAAAUGGGCUAUGCCACGAACAUCAUCACAGAUAAAAGCAUCGAAUGGAUGCGAAAGCGAGAUUCACAGAAGCCAUUCUUUUUAAUGUGUCACCACAAAGCUCCACACCGACCAUGGCAGUGCGACGAGAAACACAAAGAUCUCUACAAAGAUCCCAUUCGGCUCCCAGACACGUUUACAGAUGACUACAAAAAUCGCGCACGAGCUGCGAAAGUCGCCAAAAUGCGUGUCGAAGAAGACCUCACCUAUCAAGAUUUAGGUCUUGCACAACCCGAUGGCGGUCAAAGAGUUGGCCAAAAGAUGAUCAAUGCCUGGUGGUGGCAAGAUCGGAAGAUUCCAGCUCCCGAGGACGUUUCAAAACUCAAGUUGGUUGAUAAGGAGGACGGAAAUAUCUUCAUGUUCAAAAGUAAAGCCGAAUUGACAGAAUUUAAGUUUCAACGGUAUAUGCAAAGAUAUCUACGAACUAUUCAGAGCAUCGAUGACAAUGUGGGCCGCAUGCUCGACUGGCUGGAUCAACAAGGCCUAACUGACGAUACGAUGGUCAUCUAUACUUCAGACCAAGGAUUCUUUCUCGGCGAGCACGGCUGGUUUGACAAGCACUUCAUGUACGAGGAGAGCUUUCAAAUGCCAUUCUUGAUUCGAUACCCCAAGGAGAUAGCCCCGGGCUCCGUGUGCGAUGACAUCAUUUGCAACGUGGACCUUGCACCGACAUGGCUCGAUUUCGCGGGCCUCAGACAGCCUACAUACAUGCAAGGGGUCAGUUUUCGAUCUUUACUACGCGGUCAAACGCCGUCGGAUUGGCAACAAGUCGCGUAUCACCGGUGCUGGAUGCAUCGCGAUAUCAUUCACGAAGCAUAUGCGCACUACGGCGUGCGCGACCAGCGGUAUAAGUUGAUUUAUUGGUAUAAUGAGGACUUUAAGAUCGAGGGGACCAGGCCAGGUGGCGAAGAAAAGGAAUGGGAACUCUUUGACUGUGAGGAAGAUCCUCUUGAAUUGUUCAACUGUUACCAUGACCCGAAAUAUGCGGAUGUUGUUCGACGCAUGACGAGGAUGCUAGAGGACAAAAUGGCGGAGAUCGGUGAUGAGCCUGUCCAUCCACCUUUGCCCAAGUUGAUUAAUGACAAGGUAUGA
This is a messenger RNA of Rhinocladiella mackenziei CBS 650.93, 1608 nucleotides long. RefSeq lists its product as uncharacterized. The transcript has a single exon. The record is from RefSeq and is a predicted model, not a curated record. Bases 1 to 1608 code for a protein of 535 amino acids. Lineage: Eukaryota; Fungi; Ascomycota; Eurotiomycetes; Chaetothyriales; Herpotrichiellaceae.